GUAAGUUAGGAUGGGCUUGCAGGGAACGUUUGUCUGAGAAUCUGUAAAAGAGAAAGUGAAAGAUGACUCAAAGACAAGGGACUUUGAAUCCUUUUAUAUGUGAUGAUGAUGGUAUAAGAAAAGGGUUAUUCACUGGUAGAGGAGAGAAGAGAUAGAGGAGUGAAGGAAAAAGAAAAGAAUGGCACCAGUAGGAUUACCUCCUGGGUUUAGGUUUCAUCCCACCGACGAAGAGCUUGUGAAUUAUUAUCUCAAGAGGAAAGUCCAUGGCCUCAAGAUUGAGCUUGAUAUAAUCCCUGAAAUUGAUCUUUACAAAUGCGAGCCUUGGGAGUUAGCAGAUAAGUCAUUCUUGCCAAGUAGAGAUCCAGAAUGGUAUUUUUUUGGACCCCGGGAUAGAAAAUAUCCAAAUGGAUUCAGGACUAACCGAGCAACUCGAGCUGGUUACUGGAAAUCGACGGGGAAGGAUCGGAGGGUUACUUACCAAAAUCGAGCUAUUGGAAUGAAGAAGACAUUAGUUUAUUACAGAGGCCGAGCUCCUCAAGGGAUCAGAACAGGUUGGGUGAUGCAUGAAUAUCGCCUUGAUGACAAAGAAUGCGAAGACACCAUCGGAAUUCAGGUCGAUACUUAUGCAUUGUGUCGCGUUUUCAAGAAGAAUGGUAUAUGUGGUGAAAUUGAAGAACAAGGGCCAAGCGGAUCAUCACUGGCUGAGAGUUCUCAAGGGAUAAUCAAUGAUUAUGAAACUAUGUCACCAGAUGUGCCAAUCGGAUCAUCAUCAUGUGUUGAAGAUGAUGUGCCAAUUGGAUCAUCAUCAUGUGUUGAAGAUGAAGAUAAAGAUGAUGCAUCAUGGAUGCAGUUCAUCACUGAAGAUGCAUGGUAUUCUAAUUACUCCAAUGUAGGUAGUGAAGAUGCAUCAUAUGUUGGAUUCUCAAAUAAUUAAUGUGAGUGUAUUGGCUAAUGGGUGGCGAUCGAAUAACAUAAUUGGAUAUAAUUUUGUUGUAAUAACAUAUAAACUGUAAAUUUUCUUAUUGUCUAAUUGUAUGGAUUUACUCAGUAAGGGUUGUGACUGGCAAUUUUAUGGCAAGUAAAUCUAUAUGGGUUCUAAGGGUUUGGAUUUUUCUCUUUAUGUGAGGUUGUUUGGGUGUAAUGUGGAAUAAUGACACUGUAAGAAAUUCUAAUUCUAUUUAUAUACCAAUAUCUAAUUAUAAACA
Macadamia integrifolia is the source of this 1205-nucleotide messenger RNA. RefSeq names its product NAC domain-containing protein 86-like. Gene Ontology annotation, biological process: regulation of DNA-templated transcription. The record is from RefSeq and is a predicted model, not a curated record. Gene Ontology annotation, molecular function: DNA binding. The transcript has 3 exons. Lineage: Eukaryota; Viridiplantae; Streptophyta; Magnoliopsida; Proteales; Proteaceae. Bases 179 to 934 code for a protein of 251 amino acids.